AUGACGAAUGCUCACUACGCGUCGACUGAGACUACCUUACAGAUACCCUGGGACGGCGCCAAAAUGCGGCUUGGUCGCGGCUACGCUGCAGAUGAAUGUCAGGCAGUCCAAUCUCCAUUCGAGAACUACACCGCGGUCGGCCAGGACGCUGAUCCAGACGUUAAAUAUGAGUAUCUUAUGAUUAGCAACGAGGAGGAAUUGCAAAGAGAGAUCAGCUCCUUCCUCAGCGCUAGUGCGUCCGUGCUCGAUAUAGGUAUCAAGACAGCCUUCGAACAACUGCAGCGCCUUAAAUGUAAUUCGAGGGCGAUGACAGCUGUUCUUCGUUGCACCAUCACCCACGACCCGACCAAUUAUGGCGCACCUCCUCUGUUCAGCCAGUCUGCUGAAGCGCUCUUGGAUUCGGACCCGGGUUAUGAGUUCAAGGGCCAUUUGAGUGUAGGGAAGGGCAUUGCAAGCGUUAAAGGAGCAGCCCGGCAUCAAGAGUUGGCCAAGAAGCACAAUAUACAACGUAGCGUAAGCCGGCAGACCACUGGAAUCGCGCCAUCGAGCCUCAAAAUAGGCCCAGAAACGGAGGAUAUCGAGACCAUCUUCAAGCAGUAUGCUGCGUUCAAGCCAAAGCCCCAGAUCGCGCUAUUGGAAGCAUUAUUCUCUCAUCGAUCGCCGGUUUUCGCGCACGUCUGUGGAUCUCCUCGAAUCGGCGGAGACCAAGGAGGGAGUCCUGGAGGCUUUGCGCAUCCAGAAUAA
Messenger RNA from Mytilinidion resinicola, 744 nucleotides. RefSeq lists its product as uncharacterized. The coding region runs from base 1 to 744 and encodes 247 amino acids. The record is from RefSeq and is a predicted model, not a curated record. Lineage: Eukaryota; Fungi; Ascomycota; Dothideomycetes; Mytilinidiales; Mytilinidiaceae. The transcript is spliced from 2 exons.